AUGGAUUUAUAAGCAAUAAAUUCCAAUUAUAAGAAUUUCCUUGAAGAAAUUGGUUCAUAUUAUAGUGUUGUUGAUGAUUAAGAAGUUCAAAUAUUAAGGAAAAAGCAAGAUGAUUGUUAUCAAAAUUUCUUGGAUGUUCAUUAUGAAUAUACAAAGUGUAAUAAUAUUAUUAUAAUUUAAGGUAUUUCAUAAAUAGAUGACAAAUAUUCUAGUCUAAAUAAAACUUUUAAAUUUAAAACAGAAAAAGCUGCCAAAUCUUACAAAUCUUGUUUAUAAAACAAAAAAGUUGAAGAUUGUCAUGAAAGAACAUGGAAGCAUUUACAUGAAAAUAUGAAGCAAUACAUAUCAUUAUUAAGAAGAAUUGAUACCUAAACUAUUAAAUAUUGA
Paramecium primaurelia is the source of this 387-nucleotide messenger RNA. The record is from the annotation of a GenBank genome assembly. NCBI's taxonomy places the organism in Eukaryota, Ciliophora, Oligohymenophorea, Peniculida, Parameciidae.